Messenger RNA from Saccharomycodes ludwigii, 831 nucleotides. It is a transcript of the gene COX18, whose product is annotated as membrane insertase COX18. NCBI's taxonomy places the organism in Eukaryota, Fungi, Ascomycota, Saccharomycetes, Saccharomycodales, Saccharomycodaceae. Gene Ontology annotation, biological process: protein insertion into mitochondrial inner membrane from matrix; mitochondrial respiratory chain complex IV assembly. The transcript has a single exon. The record is from RefSeq and is a predicted model, not a curated record. Gene Ontology annotation, molecular function: membrane insertase activity. The coding region runs from base 1 to 831 and encodes 276 amino acids. Gene Ontology annotation, cellular component: mitochondrial inner membrane.
AUGACUGACGAUAUAAAUAGUAAUAAUAGCAAUAAUGACUCAGAGAACAAAUCUAAUCCUGUCACCAUAACCUUUCCCAAAACGUUAUCCAAAUUAAUAUCAAAAAUUGAAGAGAAAUCAGGAUUAUCAUGGCCUUUAUUUGUUCCAGCCUCUACAAUUGUACUAAGAACAAUUUUUACAUUACCAUUAAUGAUAUGGCAAAGAAAAAGAUUAGUUAGACAGCAGCAACUAUCUACAAUUAUUAAAGCAACUAGGCCCGUACUGAAAUUAAGAUUAGCAGCACAAUCUCAAACGGCUGGCAAUGCAAGCAGUCUAACAGCUGAUCAAAUCACCCUUUUAAGUAUCAAAGAGACUAGGAAAAGACAAAAAAAAUUAUUUAAAGAAAACGGUGUGGAAAUGUGGAAAAAUACUAUUUUACCAUUAGUACAAGUUCCAUUGUGGAUCAGCUAUAGUCUUGGUUUACGUAGUUUGGAUGACAAGAUAUUACAACAAACGGCAUCUACUUCUAUUUUCGAUAAUGAUUUAGUAAUCAAUUUUGCGGAUUAUCCCUUUUUGUUGCCUGGAAUAUUGGGUACUUUAGCUCUAUGGAAUAUCGAAUAUAAUGCCAAAAUAUAUGGACUAAGGCAAAAUUCUAACGCUGUGAAUGCUUCAAAUAUGGUUAGAGCUAUGGGUAGCAUUGUAACUUGUCUAAGGUUUGGUGCUAUUUCCAUGAUGUGUUUUAGUGUACAACAACCACCACUUUUGGUAUUAUAUUGGAUUACAUCUCAAGGCUAUUCUGCAUUUAUGAACUGGGUAUUAAAUAAAUUCUGGCCAUAUGAAAAGUCUAUAUAG